UUCUGGAGUUACUGGGCAGCGGCAGCCAGGGCGAUGGCGGCGAUGUCCCGGUCGCCGGCGGAGCCCGGCCUGGCGGGGCUGGAGGAAGAGCUGACCUGCUCCAUCUGCCUCUGCCUCUUCCGCAGCCCCGUGACGGUGCCCUGCGGGCACAACUUCUGCGCCUCCUGCCUGGAGCUCUCCUGGGCCGGGCUGUCGGAGAACUUCAGCUGCCCCCAGUGUCGGGCCACCUUCGCGGGCCGCCCGCAGCUGCAGAAGAACACGGUGCUGUGCCGGGUGGUGGAGCAGCUCCGGGGCCGCGCCGGGGACGAGGAGGAGGAGGAGGAGGCGGCGGCGGCGGCUGUGGGCUGCGAGGGGGAGGACACCCCCGUCUACUGCGACAGCUGCCAGCUGGCCCCGGCCGUGCAGACCUGCCUGACCUGCACCGCCUCCUUCUGCCCCGAGCACCUGCAGCCGCACCGGGACAGCCCGGCCUUCCGCGACCACCAGCUCUGCCCGCCCCUGCGCGACCUGCAGCAGCGCAAGUGUCCCAAGCACAGCAAGAUCUUCGAGUUCUUCUGUAGCGAGCAUGGCAGCUGCAUCUGCUCCCUCUGCCUCCUCGGCCACAAGCUGUGUCAUGCCAGCCCCCUGCACAUAGCCAAAGCCAACGCCGAGUCGGCGCUGAAGAGGAAACUGAUGGAGCUGCAUAAUCGGAGUGAAAGCGCUGUUCGAGCAAUGAACACCGUGAAAACGAACCAAAGCCAGGCUGCUGAGACACUUUCCAGAAAGAAAGAUUUGAUCAGAAGUGAGUUUUUGGAAAUCAAAGCUGUAAUUGAAGAAUCAGAAAAUCAGGCCUUAAAACUAAUUGCAGAUGAAGAAAAAAGAGUUUGCAAUAAGUACGAUUAUAUUUAUGGUAUUCUGUCAAGCAAGAAGAAUGAAAUUCAGUCUCUCAGAGAUCAGGUUGAGAUGGCACUGACGGAAAGUGAUGACAUUCUGUUUUUGAAGAGAGCAGCAGCACUGCAACGAACAUCAACAAAAGACGCUUUCGUCCCUGUAAUUGAAAUGGACCAAAACCUGAUACAUGACACUUACCAUUCUGCCAUUAACCUUAAAGACAUUGUGAAACUUUCAGUGACUCAUUUUAAGGAGAAGAAACCAGAAGGUACUGUAUCACUGGCAGAAUUGGCAUUUUCUGCCUUGGGUUUGAGCUCAAUAUCAUUUAAAAAAAAAAAAGUGCAGCAAAUACAGUUGGUUAAUACAAAUGGUGAUGCAGUGAUUAUCCGUGGCGAGCACUUUGGCGUGGGAGAGGGAGGGUUGUUGGGCUGUCUGGUGAUGGAUGCCUCCUCAGCUGUAAAGCAGCAAACUGCCCCGAUCUGGCGGUGCGUCAGCCUCAGCGCACACCCGGAGCGGUGUCGGUGCAGGCUGUACAGCAAAGCAGAGCCUCCCCGCUCUCUGGCUCUUGCAGAGCAUACCCAGAAGAUCCUUCCCCAGACUCCAGCCAUGCCGCAGAUGGAGCCAGAUACCAAGGAGAAAAAGAAACCUGCUAAACUUGCACCAACCAUGGGAACAGUAAAUGCUGCUGCAGCUGCUGCUUCAGCUAAAGAACUUCUUGACAGCUUUCUGAAGAAAUCCAGAGAGGAGCUUUUGCAGUAUGCUGCUAACAUCACGCUGGAUUGCAACACAGCUCAUAACAAAGUGAUGCUGUCUGAGAGAUACACCAGGAUGUCUGUCUCGGACACCCCCCUGAAUUAUAACCAGCACCCUCGGCGCUUCACCGAUUGUUCCCAAGUACUGGGGUUCCAGUGCUUCAAGAGAGGCAUCCACUACUGGGAGGUGGAACUGCAACAGAACAGCUUCUGUGGCAUUGGCAUCUGCUACGGCAGCAUGGAGCGUCAGGGGCCCGAGAGCCGCCUGGGGAGGAACAGCAGUUCUUGGUGUAUUGAGUGGUUUAAUUCCAAAAUAUCAUCCUGGCAUAAUGAUGUUGAAAAGUGCUUACCCAAUGUGAAGGCUACUAAGAUUGGUGUGCUGCUCCACUGCGACGGAGGGUUUGUGAUUUUCAUGGCUGUUGGGGAGAAGCAUAACUUGAUCUAUAAAUUCAAAGCCCAGUUUACUGAAGCCUUGUACCCUGCCUUCUGGUUAUUUUCCAGUGGCACCGUUCUCACUCUCUGCUAAUUGGAACAGUAAGGUCUCAGUCUUAAUUUAGUUUGCCUAAUAGUCAGUCCUGCAGCAAGUCAUCUUUGUAUCUUUUAGUCUAAGAAGUCUCAAAGAUGGUUUGUUUGAGACAAAAUAUAUUAGCUCUUUUAAGCAGUUUGGGAUAUCUGCUAAUUCUUUGGUCUGAAUCGCUAAAGCCUUUAGAUAGCGAUUUAGUAAAAUAUUGAUGAUAGUAAAAACUACGAUGAAAGGUUUUGCAACAGACAUUGAUGGUCCUUCUGAUGACUAGAUGGUCUCCAGAGGUCUCUUGCAACCCUGUGAUUCUAAAAGCAAAGUUAUGAGACAGUCAGUCCUUAAAUGUCUUCAGUAGCCACUGUGGCUUCUGUGGUUUGCUGUAAAGGAUCCUUCAGAAUUGAUUUUCAGAUCUAAAUGUGUUUCACAGGUAGCAAUAAACCCUUUGAGAAAGAAAUGGGAAGAAUCCUUGACAAAUUCAUGUUUCAGGCUUUGAGGUAGGUCUCAGUGUUGCCUUUUUCUCUGUAUGCAGACUGUUGUCCGUAGUCAGGAUUUACGAUACACGUGUUCUCAGUGUAUGACUCCAGGAGGUAACAGAGAAUCUAUUAAAAUCAGUAAGUUCAGGUCUUAUAACAUCAAGUUAUAAAAGCCAAUAUGACAAAACUGAUCAGAAUGGAAAUGCAGAGACUUUUAGAGUUGAUGGAUAAGAAAUGGUGUUAGAAUCAUCAGGAAAUAAAUGACAUUGACUGAGAGACUGGGAAUACACCGUAGAGUCUUCAGGAAGGCAUCCUGCAGAGCAGUAGCAUGCACCCUGUAACAACAUAGUUUGUGGGAUGAAGCAUUCUGUCUCAUAUUCUGACCCAGAACAUGCUUCACAUCUUCACGCUGAAGGCUCUUCAAUGGUUUUUUUUUGUGUGUGUGUUGAGUUCAGGGAAUGCAGUUUUGGCUUGCAUAGGGAGCAUAAACGUGCUGUUCACUUAAAGCAGGGUCUCCUGUCAUAAAGCUUUUCCUCUUCAUGAGGCGGGAUAGUAUCUGCUGGUGUAUCUUCAGUUGUUCAGGUGGUACAUGGAGUCCUACAUGUUAUUAGGACUCUGAUCUCAAGACAGUGUGCACAGUACCUAGAAAACACUGUUUCCUCUCUGCAUGAAGCCUGCAGGCAGACACGUGAGUCAUUUGAAACAUACAGGGAAUUAGCACAAAGGAGAAUAUAUUUCCAUUCCCACUGGAAUGGAUUUUUAAUUCUCCUGGUGUUCUUUGCUUUGGGUUGUGGUAUGUCUUCAGAAGUCCUCACCACGUACAGAGGAAUCUGUACUUCUGCAUGCUUUCCUUACAACUUUAAAACAAUCAGUAGGCAAUCAAGGUAUUUGGAUCUCAUGGUUAUUGGGCCAGUAUCUUGUUGAUGCCUCUGGACACAUUGGCUCUUAUUUCUUGUAGUAGCCCAUGAGCAACAGGGAAGUCUCUCACACGAGACGCUUCCUGGACUUUGAUUUGUAAAACUCCCCCUUAUGGGACUUGUUGAAAUAAAACACAAAGCUACUACUGGCAGUUUGGAAGGGAAUUGCUACAGGGCUUGGAAGAACCUCUGUGACUUUCAUUUCAGGCUAGCCAAAGUGCUUUAGAGAGAGACUUGCAGGAAUUCAGGCUUGGUGUCUCUCUUUUUACUUGGUUUGUAAACUCUUAGUACUUUGUCAAGGAUAGCAUAAGUCUGGUAAGACACUUCCAUUUCUUUGGCCGGAGUAGGAUCUGGAAUCGAUGGUGGACCUGAAAGUGCCGUGGCUGUCUCUGGAGUAGUUGUACUAUCUCCAGGGUCUCAGCUUUCCACAUCACAGUCAGCACGAAAACUACCAAACUAAGCAGAACCCUUCGAAAGGUGUGGAAGGAGGAUGUGUCCUGCUAGGAGCCAACAGUGACUGCAAAAAUAUUUUUUUUUUCUGCACUUCCAGUUUUUCAGCAGCGAGGGACAGGAGCAGUUUCCUCUGAGAAAUCCUUUCCCUUCAGCUGCUUGGCUGGGCCACGGGGCUGCAGACCCACUCGGCAGGCGCUGAGGGAAUACGCUGGGCCCUUGGUCAUUGGGGCUCUGGCAGUUUGUGCAGGGGAGGAAGUCCACAUCUUCUGUUGCUUGCUUCUUGACUUUAAAGGGGGUUAAUAUUAACCUCUCAGUCUACAGGCUGCUUUAGCCAUAGCCUGGAGCAAAGUAAAGAAGAGCUCUUACUCCUCCAUGUUGGACACUGUUGGAUUCUUUACAUGUGACAGUGGUGUAUGACCAACAGUAUGUAACACAAGGUGUUCUGGAUUACCACAGGCAGUGAAAUAAGCCUGCCGCUGUAGUCCCGGUUCUCUUUUUUAAUUGCUUUCUUUUGUGCUGUGAGUGACUAGAAAGGUUAAGAGUGGGUUUCUGUUACUUUGGAAUGAAAUGAGAAGGGUGUAACUGAAUUACUCCACUUCUGAAGACUUGUUUAGCUUCAGCUAUCUUGGAUAUAUCAAAACAUUGGGGUGAUGCAACAUUAUAUUAAAAAAAAAAUACUAGUUACAGCAUGAUAACCAAUGGUUCAAAAGCCUCUUCAGCACAACCGACGUGUGGUCACUUGGCCAGUAACUAUCCAAGCUGUACUGCUUUUAAAUAAAAUGUAGAUACAAGCACAUAUUUUAAUUAUGCUUCUCUUUUUAGUACUAUAAGUAACCCAAUUUACCCAGUCUAGAAAAAGAACUAAUUCUGCUGUUAGUAAAGCCAUGAUGAUACAAAAGCAUUUGCAUAUUAAUGUACAACUGAGAGUAAAUGGAGAAACACCCACUGAAAAUAUACUUAUCUGUUUAAAUCUUUUCUUCAAUAAAACACAUCAGUAGAAUACUGCACUUAGAAAAAUAAAUGCUUAUGUAAUUAUAAACCUGUUGACUGAUCAGCCAUGUCCUUCACUAUGAAUACUACAUGUUAUCUCCUAUAGAUGUAUCAGCGAGCCAUCCUUGUCAGGGCAACAGACAUAGAUUUUAUGCUGUCUCUUUUAUGACUGUGCCUGUAACUCUUUUAGAAGCUGACUAUUGUUGAUCUUUUCAGCUGUAAAGUGAAUUAAUUGCAAUAUUACGAAUUCAAUAAAGCCCUAACUCUAAAUGUUUUGUUCUGUGCUUGAAGUUGAAGGAAGCAAUAAGGAAGGCAGAAAUAAAGAUGCUUUAGUGUACAAAUAACAGGUCUUUUACUGCCUAACUCACCGAGUUAGAUGAGAACAGGGGCUGGGAGAAAAGGAGGAGCGCUGCAUAGGCUGUGCUGUCCUCGGGACUGUCAAACCCCUCCUGAACUGCCGCCUCCACCUGAGCUACGCACCCUUUACCGGUAACGCUGCAUCCCAGCCGAGGACGAGGGGAACAUCCUAUCCAGUAAAUGGAACUGGAGAGCUUUUCAGCUAAGCAAAAACAUGGCCAUCAGGUAGAGGAAGAUGAACAACAAAGGACUCGGUAUGUGCAAUGGGAUUGCUUAAAAAAAAGCCUUACGUGAUGUCCAGCAUCUGCCAGUGUAAGUUACAUCUGGAAGCAGCAAUGGGUAACGAUUCCUAAUAUUACUCAGUGAAAUCAGACUAAAGGGCUUGUGGUCUUGCAAGCUGCUGCCUCCCGUGGGGCCAGUGGAAAGCAGCUCAACGGGGAGCUGCUCUGGUGGCUCAACAGGCUUCUAAAAAUUAGCCAAAACAAAAGCACCCACAAAACAAGUUAAAAAUUGACUUUUCCACUUAAAGUUCUCCAAGCGAGUUCAGCUGAUGAAGGUUUUGGGGAAUAAACUCUCUGAAGAGUUCCACAGAGUCAGACAAGAGCAUUGCUUGAUCAGCCUGGCAGGUAGGACAAAAACUAGGAAAAUAAUUAAAAAAUCCUCAUCUUCACUACGUACUUGUCCCAUGAUGUCCCUGGGAUUAAGAGGUCAAUUAGGUCUGCCAGUUUGGCCUCAGUUUCCAAAGACAGACAAACAGAUAUUCUGAGCCUGCGUAAACACGCGUGCGCGUACAGCCUGGGUCCUGAGCAGGUACUGAAAGCCCAGAGAAGUCAGCACGCUCGUGACUCACAGGAGGUCUGUUUUCUUACUUGUUAAUGUAAUUUCCUCUUGAUUUAGCUUUGUGAUCGCUUUUUCACAGCAAAAGGAACAACAGACUUGGACUCCAAAUCAUAUUCUCUGGGAACAUAUGUGAAAAUGUUUAUCAGGAUGUUUCCUAAAAUAAAACUGUAUUUGGCUACUGUUUAACAGACUGUAUUUCCAUACUCUGUUUUGCCUCACUCCCACCCCUUCCUGAUUCCCUCCCAAUUGAGUGGCUGCUACUUCUCGAAUAAUCAAUAUGUCAGUUAAAAACAUGUCACGGUGUGGUCAUUGUAUGACUCCUAUUCAGAGCCCGUGUCAUUGACUUUCAUUGGCAGCUAUUUCAUCCCACUAAAAAGUUCAAGACAGCAAUUUGUGAAUCUUGCUCAGCCAAGUAGAACUGUGAAAAAAAAGAAGUUAUUUCAAAAGUCAAUUAAUUGUGGUCUGUCAGAGUGCUCCUCAUUCAGUGUUUUUCCAGGCCUUGUCAUGGGCUCACAUCUGUCAGCCCUGUGUUUCCCAGGCUGCUAUCAGAUGCCGUUACUUUGAAAAUAAUGGGCUUAUUCACACCAUUUAUUGGACUUUGUGUGGUAGACACAUUUGUAUAUCAUUUUACGGUGUAACAAUUCCAUUUACAUAAAAUAUAGGCAAUUAUGUGAGUCGGGCCAAAGCACUAAGGGAGGGUGGGAGGUGCCACCAUUAAAAUAAUAAAAACUAAUUGAAAAGAGGCAGAUAAUUUACGUGAAAAUACCAUUAUGAGCAAUUCUUGAUCCUAAAUUAGUUCAACAGAUCUUUAAGGGGGUGAGUUAGUUGUAUUUUGUCUGUUUGUAUUAAACUUCUUAAUGUUUUUCAAUGUAAGAAAAGAAUUCGUACUUUUUAUAGCACCUACAUUACAUUUUAAAAAAUCAAGUAGUUCUUGGUGGAGGAAGAAAGGGUUUUUUUGCUUUAGGUUAUUUUUUUUCCUCCAAUUUAAAGGGAGUAUCUGUCUGUAAAGGAACGUUGUGCUUUAGAAGCCUGAUCCUGCAAAUCCUACUUUUAUUCUCCUGACAAGGUAAUUUGUGUACGGUUCCAUUCAUACAAAGUCGGAAACAAAGUUUUAGAUCAAAUUAUCAGCAACACUUUUCAAUGAAGUGUAACAGUUUCUCUUUUGGAGUCAGGAAUAUGAUUCUUGCAAAAGUAAAUCUCCUCGGAUUCAAGUCAAGCGUUCAUUUUGUGUGAACCUGAUACUCAAGCAGUUUGGCUGGCCUUAAUCUUGGCACUGUAAUAGGUAAAGAAUUGACAAUUUUUCUGUAACUUCUCAAGCUGGCAGUGAAGAGGGCUGUUGCUGCGUGGCGUGGCGUGCUGUGACGAUGGGUCUGAUGGCACACCUGGAGCCCCUGCAUUCCCUGUUGGCCCCUCGAUUCAUUUCAGGUACUUGCCUAUGGGCAACAGCGAGAGCAUUCCUUUAACUAGUGAGAUGGCCUUUGCUCUAUCUUUAGGGAAAUAAUUUCUCUAACAUUACUAGGAUUACAUCCUGAGGCAAAAGGAUAAAUAUACUAAGCAUUACUGUAUUAAUUACAGGAACAUCAAUUACUUCUCUCUAAAUUAUCACUACAGCAUACUGAAACCAAAACUCAUCACUUUGAAAUGAAGGGGGGGAAAAAAAAAAAAAGGCAUUUAGAAAAACUGCAAACAUUUUUAACUCUGACUCUCCAUGACUAUUUUGGAAGCCUUGCUAGAUUUCAACAGAAUGUGAUGAAGACCAUUAAAAAGGGAGAACAGGUGGACUCUUGGUCAAGGACAGAAAAAGAGAAAAAAAUUAUUCCUCUUCCCAUGUUGAAGUUAAGCAUAGAAAUCUCAGUGCAGAGUGAGCUUGCGGGAGGGUGUGUUAAAACAUGGUCUCUCUCACUGACAACAGAAGGUAUGAGAUAUUUGAGUCAGCGGCAAAGCACAGCAUAAACCCCCGAUUUGGAGACUUCGGCACACAGCUCCUACGGCUUCCCUGUAGAACUCUCCAAAAGCCAGGGCUUUGCCGUUUCAUACUGUGACAGAUUUGUCGUCCUACUUUGUUAUACAAACAGAGCUCUCAUCCUUUUGUUGGAGACAAAAGUUGAGCUUACACUUCAGCAAGAAAUAUUGAAAUGUUUACCUUAAAAAUAAUAAACGAAUUGGAGAAAGGGAGUGAAUGAGUCAAACCUCUAACAAAGGCAAUAAGCCUGUAUUCACGUAAUUAAUGUCCUCCAGAACGGUGUGUUGAAAAUUCAGUGCAUUCAGAAGUGCACCGAAAAGGCAAGGUAGGCAUGAGGAAAAGACCGACUGCAUUCAAAAAGGGCCAAAUCCACCCUGGUGUAAGCAGGCAAGCCCCCAUUCAACACAGUCAAGACAACUUAGCCCCCAGUGCCUAUUCAUGAACUGUUACUUCACCGUGUUGGUCCAGUCAUUCAAAGCCUCAUUACAGAUUCUUGUGGUUCUUUUGUCUUUCAAUGAACGAGGGAAACUUCCCGUUCCUCUUUUGAUUCUCUAUCUACACAUCAGGCACGAGUCCAGCAAAGAACAAAUGAUUAAGUGCAUAAAGAGCCCUGCUGCUUUAUGAAGUGUUACAGAUCAGAAGGAUUAUGGAAAAGGCUUCACUUCCUUCCUGGAAGACACUGAAAGACUUCAGCUUGCGCUGCUGAAGGGAAAAAUGUGCAACGUGCUUUCCUCCGUAAAGAUAAUUCAUUGGGUUAAAUUUAACCACAGUAAAGAUAGAAGAUCACUUGUCUGCUUGCAGUUGUUCACAAAUGUGUUUUGACUGUAACUUAGGUUCCCCCUUCGCCAUACUAGGUCUAACUCAAAUCUUAAUGUCAGCACUAAUGAGAGCUGGCACCCAAAUUCCAGCAAGCAUUGUCUCUCAUCGUCUCAACUCCCCACAUGUGAGACACUGCUAGUAUUUAACCCCUUCUGACCCAAUUCUCCUAUAUGCAGAGUUGGAGAAAUUGAUCCCCAAAGGCUGAACAUGGACAAACAUACCUGGAGCCCCUAUAUUCCCUGUUGGCCCUAUUUAUCCAUCUUAGAGGGAGGAAAAUCCCCAGAGUUUUUGAGAAACAGGUGAAUGAAGGGUUUGUUUAGUGCCAUAUGUGGUUCUUGAACACAAAAUUACGAACUCCUGGGAUGUGGAACUUCCCAUAAUAGAUCUCUGGAACUGUACUGAUUAUGUCUCCUUUAGGACAUCUAGGACUCCUGAAAAGUUUUGCCGUCUAUGUGGAGACCAAGCAACAGAACAGGCCUUACAUGGAAGACUGCCGCUUUAUGGAAGAUGCUGACUAACCAUUACGUGUGAAUUAUGGUCAGCUGUAGCUUAAACACUUUGCUGCUGUUCCUCACCUCUCUACCUGCCAGCCCACCUUCCUAUCUUUACACACUGGCUGCUUUUUUGACAGUCUGAAUGCUUCAUGCCUUUGAUUCAAUUGGUCUCUGCCCGUUUGCAAGGGGGGGCAAAUAAAGCAGUGUGGGUGAAUUUGGGAUGCAUUCAGUGACAUAUGUACCGAAGCAGUGGGCAUUACAAGCUGCUUGCAUUAAUGUGUUUUGUCUCUGUUCAACCUCUUGUCUGAGAAGACCAAAAUGAGCACGUAAAUGCUUUAUACAUAAGCAA
Chroicocephalus ridibundus (black-headed gull) is the source of this 9797-nucleotide messenger RNA. It is a transcript of the gene TRIM25, whose product is annotated as tripartite motif containing 25. The coding region runs from base 34 to 2148 and encodes 704 amino acids. Gene Ontology annotation, molecular function: protein binding. The record is from RefSeq and is a predicted model, not a curated record. The transcript has 9 exons. NCBI's taxonomy places the organism in Eukaryota, Metazoa, Chordata, Aves, Charadriiformes, Laridae.